AGUCAGCUAGUCAAUCACGCACACUACGAAACGAAUCAAGCUCGGGUAUUGUCAUUCACAUCUGUUUUCAUAAAUUGUUGUUAUAGUUUGUGUAUAAACGUAAUUUAUUCUCAAUUUAUUUAUUGAUGAGUGUUAGAAUUAAUUUAAAACGGUUGUUUGAGUGAUUGUGUUAUCAAGUAAUGUUUGUUUGGGUCCUUAUUUAUUUUUUUUACUUGUGACGUCAUUGUUUUCAACUGCCAGUAUAAACGACGCAAUAACUUAAAAUUUCGAAAAUGGACUUAAAAUGAGGAUUGUUUUCGUAAACAAGGUCAGGCCACGCAAUGUCGGCGGAGUCCCCGCGGCACGCGCGGGCGGGUGGGCCGCUCACGGUGCCCGCUCAGCCGCCCAGCGACCGCGGCCUCAUCGACGCGGUGUCGGGCUUCAUCAACGACGUCACGCUUUCCUCCUCCUCCACCGCGGACCCUAAAGACGUCAUACAAUGGGCUCGGUUCGAGACAGCAGACAUAAACGAGCCGACGCCGGAAGGCGACUGCGACGCCGAUAUCUCCCCCCUGCUAUUGAUCCUGGGCUACGGCUCCGGAGUCCAGGUCUGGUUGAUCCCCCCGAGCGGGGAAGCGCAGGAGGUUCUGUCAUGGCGUCAAGGCACAGUGAGGGUGCUCCGUAUACUGCCAACCCCGCAGCACGGCGACUGUUUCACGUCGAAAAGGCCCCUCAUAGCCCUAUGUGACUCCGCGAGCCCCGGACCCACGUUCUGCUCUCUCAGCUUUAUAUCCAUAAGAGGAGGAGAGCAGGUGAAGAGUAUAAAAUUCAAGAAUCCAAUCCUCGACGUACUGGCCAACAAGCGGUCCGUGGUCGUGGCCUUUUCUGAGAGAUUCGCCGUGUUCGACGCGGGCACGUUAGAGGACAGGAUGGCUAUAACGACUUGCUAUCCGUGCCCGUGCCCCUUGGGGGGUAGCCAGCCCAUCAACCCCUUGGCGCUGGGAGACCGCUGGCUGGCGUACGCUGAUAAGAAACUUCACCCUUCGAAGAGAAGCAGUGGCGGGUGUGAAGGUGAAGGUGUAACGAGCUAUACAGCCACCGUCCUGCACGCAGCGAAGUCUCUCAGCAAGGGCCUACGAGGGCUUGGAGAAAGUGUGGCCCACAGUCUAGCAGGUGGGCGAAGCACUUCGCAGUCGCCGUCGCCGCCCAAUAGCGACGCCCAGCAGGCGGGCGUCGUCACCAUCCUAGAUAUAGAGAGCAAUGAAUAUGACGACGGUCAAGACAACGAGGACCCGUACGACCCCAUCGUGGCCCACUUCCUGGCGCACUCCGAGGCCAUCAUCGCGUUGAAGUUCGACGCCAGCGGGAUGCUGCUGGUGACCGCGGACCGCCGCGGGCACGACUUCCACGUGUUCCGCAUCAACCCGCACCCUUGCGGCCCGAGUCUCGCCUCCGUGCACCAUCUGUAUAUACUGCACAGGGGGGACACUACAGCCAAAGUGCAGGACAUCGCGAUAUCUCCAGAUUCGCGCUGGACGGCGAUCACGACGCUCCGUGGUACCACGCACGUGUUCGCGAUCAGCCCGUACGGCGGCGCGUGCGGAGUCCGCACGCACACACAGCCACGCGUCGUCAACCGCCUGUCGCGCUUCCAGCGCUCCGCCGGCCUGCCCAUACACGCGCAGCCGCAGCGCUCCGGCAGCCCUGUCAGCGAAUGUCUCGGGCAGGGCGCAUGGUUCCCCAACCCGCGCUUGCCGCCGUACCCGCUGCCGUGUCCGUGCGCGCCGCUCGCGCAGCUGCGGCCCGAGGCCAACCUGCCCACGCGCACCAUCACCCGCACCAGCUCAGGCCGGCAACGCUUGUCGUCCCUGUCGGAGGACUGCAACAGCGCGCCGCUGCCAGCUCGCGCGCGCUUCGGGCUGUCGGUGUGCAGCGCGGCAACGCCGCGCGCGCCCGCCAUGCCCGCGCUGUAUCUCGUCACGCACACCGGCGGCCUGCUGCACCUAGUGCUGCACGCCCGCCCCGCGAGGAGUAUCCCGAAAGAAAAAGUGUGUGACGAGUCUCCGAUCGAGGUGGAGGUGGAGCACGUGGCGCAGUGGGCGCUGGCUCGGCCGCCGCCGCCUGCACCGGACCUGCUGGCGCCGCUGCCGCCCACCAGCCCGCUGCUGCAGCCGAUAGGCAACAAGUUAAGCUGUGCGGACAUAUGCAUGAGCGAAGAGGAGCGCUGGCUGUCGCAAGUGGAGAUAGUGACCCAUGCCGGGCCCCACAGGAGAUUGUGGAUGGGGCCUCAGUUCAUCUUCAAAACUUAUAACACCACUGGGUCGAACUCAUCUCUCUCCGAAGCGGAGGCGGUGGAGGUGGACACGAGCGCAGCGGGAAGCGUGGCGCGCUCCAACCCGGUCAACAUGCCGGGCGUGCGGCCCGUGGUGCCUGUCAUGGUCGACUCCGGCUCCGCCAGUUCCCUCGAGCACUCCCCAUCGGACAGUUUCCGGCGCAAAUCGUUACUGGCCGACAGCGGCCGCGCGUCCGUGUGCGACGUGCAGCUGCGAGAGGACCUCGCCGAGGCCAUGAAGGAGGACCACGGGUGGCCGCGGGAGGAGGCGCGGACGGCGCGGCGGUGGGGCUCGGGCGCGGGAGGGGGCGUGCGGCGCGCCGUGGACCCGCUCGGCACCGUGGUGCCGCGCGCCGAGCCCGAGCCCGGCCCCGAGCCCGCCGACCCCGACCUGUACACGCAGGCCAACGCCGACGAGGGCCGCUUCCGCCCCGUCGUGCGCGCGCCCGCCGCCCUGGGCCUGCCCCAGCACGUCGUCGCGCGCCCGCUGCCGCGCGACACCACCAUCCCCGUGCAGACCGUCGCGCCCGCCGACCACCUCACCGUCCCCGACGAGCCCGUGCCGCUCAACACCGACGUGGUCAUCCCCGCCGCGCUCACUGCCGCGCCGGCCCGUGCCCGCACCGUGCCCGUGCCCGGGCAGGACUCCGGGUUCGUGCCCGUCGAGCGCGCCCGCGAGCGCGCCGAGCGACGGACCGUUCCCCCCGUAGACGUGGUCGAUGUUAGACCCGACGUAGAUAAAGAUCGUAAAGAUCUCGAGCGAGAGAGUGAUGUAUGGAAGCGUGAGGACCCGCGUGUGAGCUCGGCCCCGGCCGAGCGCGAGAGCAAUAAGGAAUCACUGCCAAAAUCGAAUCGGGCCUCGGAUGAUAUUCAACCGAUCGCCCGAGCUAGAGUUAAGAAAUCUCCCACCCCAAAGUCAGUUAGUGAUAGAGAUAGUGAAGUUAAAAUUAAGGAAAAACCUAGAGAUAUUAAGGAACGGGAGAAGAAUACCGAAGGUGCUAGUAGGGAUGAGUGCGAGCUCAAGGAGUCGAGAGUUCCGAGGAAGAUGGAGGUCAAGCCCCAUGUUGUUGUUGCUGAUGAUGGAAAAGUAGAUAAGCGUACCGUGUCGGUUGUUAAAGAGGAAGCGCCAGUCACGAAUACCAUUCCGGUUAACAUGGAGGACACUCGUCCAAAAUCCAAGCAUCUGGAUAAAACUGAAAAAUCAAAGGUAACUGAAGACAAUCGCGAUAAAUCCAAAAAAGGCGACAAGAAUGAGACUUUGACUAAAGACACUCAUGAUAAAUCUAAAAAAGUUGACAAAGAAGAUAUUAUUGUAAAAGGCGCAACAGAAGAAACCUACGACAAGACUAAAAAGAAUAAUCAAAUUGACCCUAUAAAGCCAGCUAUGGAUGAAGGCCGUGAUAAGAUCAAAAACAUUGAAAAUGUAAAACAAGUUACAGAAGAAGCUUCUGAAAAGUUGAUAAAAGUUGAACAUACGGAUGUUGCAAAAGCAGAAGAACAAGCUUGGGAUUUGCUUUUCAACGAAUCAGAAAGGCCUGCAAUUUUGAACGUGACCCAACAAACUAUUGUAACUGACAAAUUCGAUGAUAAACCGAAAUCCAAGAAAACUCGUAAAGGUAAAAAAGGGCAAGAAGAUCUGCAAGCUAAAGAAGAUGAAGAUAGUUUUAUAGAGAUUCACGCGAUUGAUGAAGCUAAAACACCUUCUUGUGGCGAGCUGGUAUCCAUUUCCACGCCAUUCGAAGACAUCGAUUCGACUACUUAUUUGGCAAAAUUAAAGAAACCUCGUUCAUCCAGGAGUAUCACUUCUGAAAAAGAUGAUGAAUCAGAGGUUAAGGCUGUUGAAUGCUUCCCUGACGAUGACUACGAACUUACUUCACUUAAACUGAAGAGCAGGAAGAAUUCUUCCGUAUCAUCUUUCAUGGAGGGUUGGCCUGAACCGAGCCCUGUCAAAAAAUCGACCCCAUUGCCAAUAGAAAAACCAUCAAGUCACCUGAAAGUAAAACAUGAUGUUUUAAGUACUAGUGAAAUCUCAUCCACUUCCCCUAAAGAUGUCCCAAAAACGAAGAAGAGCAAAUCAUUGUCUCCAUAUUCCGAUGCCAGUAGAAAACAUGGUGACAAAUCAUUCGAAGCCGAGAAAAAAGAUGUCUACGUUAUCGAUUCUACGAAUGACGAAUUUCCUGAAAUUCAAAUAACAAGAGGCAGCAAAACCCGGAAGUCACCACAGCCAAUGGAAAGAAAAAGCGUGGAAAAAGAGAUUCUUCAAGAGAAACCAAUAAAAUCCUGGAGUUCCAUAGCUGCUACGAGAAACGACAAAAGAGAUGAACCUACUCUGGCUUUGAAAAAAUAUGAAAGACGUGACUGGGAAGAAACUCAUGUGGGUACUAGUUUAGAGUAUCCGAAGUCUGUCAAAGACGAUCGUGUGUCCUUGCAGGAUAAACUUAUUGAACUCUGCAAGAGAACUGACAUUAUGGUUGCAGAAUGUGACGCUCCAAAUGAGCUUAACUUUGUUGAAGAACACCACACAGAUCUACACGAUCUGCCACCGUUAGAACCCUUAGAUUUCGGUUUAGACGACUACAAACUUGAAGUCAUGAGAGACAGUCUUUUGGAAGUAAACGAUACAAAAAUCAGUAGCCCGAUAUGCAAAAUAAACAUUGACGAUAUUCUUUCGUCUAUUAAAGAAACCACGAGCAAAGUCAUAGAAUCGAGUACCUUCAAUUUAGUCGAUUUGGAGAAGGUGCCAGCCAGGAAGGAAAAAGGUUUUAGUGUUAUCGAGAGUCAUAAGAUUAGGACUCAAGAGGUGAAAAUAGAUGAUGAAAGUAAAGAAGGGGAGAGUUCAACGAUGGAAAAGUCGUCGGACGACGACAACGUGUCGCCCCUGGUAUCGACCGACAGCGACAAAGAAGACAAGCGGACCGCCGGUGCUGCAAGUGUGCUCCUCCCUUCCGCAAAGCAAUCAUCCAAAUGUAAGAAGUCGCGUCGAAAGAAGAAAUAACUCUAAAGUAUGUGUUCAAAAUCAUUAUAGCUUCAUUUAUAUUAUAGUGUUGCAAUGUCACUUCGUAAAUAUCAAUAAUUGAUGCUAAUUACAUAAAUACAAUUAAUAGGUAUGAACGGUAAAAAAACGUCAUAAAUAUUUUUAACCACUAUGAUUUUCAAACUUACUUUUAACAUAAAAUUUUCAAAAAAUAUCUCUACUUAUGCCACAAUAAUUAAAAAAGAUAAAAUAAAAAUACAUAAAAUUCAUUGAAAAUGACAAAAAUAUUGUUAACGUUUUCUUUAUGGAGAUAGUUAUAAUAUGUAGUUGCGUUUUGUUCAUGUUUUUCGAUAAAAAUGUUUAACGGUAUCGUCUGAACAAUUUUAUCAAAAACUAUCUUCAUAAAAAAAUAUAGUUAAGCAUUACAACAGUGCUGCUACAGUACUUAUUUUUUUAGAUUAUUUAAUUACUUUAUACGUUGUAGUGUUUGUAGUAAACUUCAAUGGCGGACACUACGUUAGAUACUAUUUUGCUUUCAUUACCAACGCAUGAAAAUGUAAUGUAACCUUCUUGGCUCUGCCAUAGUUGAGUAUCUGUUCGGCCAGUACGACGAGAAAGUACCUCAUUAUUUACCAUUUUAAAAACCUUAAUCAUAUUUGUUGCGGUAUCUAAUAGAAUCUCGAAUGUGUGCUUUUUUCAGCUAUUUCGAUAUACAUUAUUGUAUUUAUUACCAUAUACCUCAACAUACGUUGACUAACAUUUCGCACUGGCCCGCUAAGUGAGACGGAAGCCCGCAAAUCUGUGCACGGUGACCACUCUCACAGUCGCGACUUGCCUGUGACCAAGUCACUUGGUAUAAAAUACCUUCUCUUAUACACGGCUGUCUUUAUGUACAAAUACUUUAACUAUCCAGCAAGUAUUAAUCUAGAGGUUUUGUUUUUAUAUUAAGUUUUAUGUUGAAUCAUGACAAAUAUUUAUUUUUUCUAUCUUAGCUUUUAUUUCGUGUAGAUGUUUAAUUAACUUAUGAUAUUUAGUUAAUAAUUUAGUAUUGAAUUAAUAAUGAUUAGUGCAUAAUAUUUAUAAUCAUGAUCACUUUCUUAAAUGAAAUUAUUUGCUUUUUGCUCAUUUCUUUGGAAAUAGGUUAAGUGAUGAAAUAAAAGGCAUAUAAUAAUAAAAAGAAAUAAAUACAUACAGUGUGGCAUCUAAUUUUACUGAAUUUAGACAAGAAACGAGAACAGCGACGUGGCCAUCAAUCUCUCGAUUGAUCAUUUUUGCUUUGGACGUAAUUUCAGUUUUAUUAAAGGACUUAAUUUCUGUUGAUAAAUCAUAAGUGUUUCUGCUGUUGCGCAGCCGCGUAAAUAUAACAAAACUUAAAAGCGUCAUCAUUUGGAUGGUAUCGCAUCCUUUUAUGAAAUAAGUUUUCCAAAAUUACAAUGAUUACAUAACAACAAGGUUUGCGAUUUGUGAAUCUAUGGCGGCCUUCAGUGACGAGCAAUGUAUUAAGUUGUGAUGACAUGUUUACACGUUAGUAAAUCUAAGUGACAUAAUUUAAUAGGAAAUAUACCAGUUGUGGAAGGAUGUGUGCUUAGCAUAAUGUGUUAUCUUGACAAUAUGGUAUCUUAUGUCCUACGAAUACGAACUCAACCAGAUUUACCAACCAAGUGUGUAAAGAAGUAGUAUUGGACUAACAUGAAUUAUUGUCUUGCACAAUCUAUGUGCUAUGUUUUCAUUAGAUGAACUGUAUCAGUCCCUAAUAUACAAUUACCGUUUUGUUUGAAAAAUAACAGAAUAUCGAAGACAGCAGAAGCAUGAUGAUCGCGUUUUUAUCGUCUGGCCCCGUAGACAACAUGCCAAUCGCUAACGCUCCGUAGCGAACGAAACGCAACUGUCACUGUCACACUAAUAUGUAAGAGCGAUAGAGAGACACAAAGCGAUUCGAUGGCAAUGCGCAAGCGAUUGUCACCUUGGUUAGGCCGCAUGUUUUGUAACCGUGGCCUUUAAAAGAAAUAUCUAAGUGCAAGACUAUAACGCGACACGAUAGACGAUAAAAAUGCAACCACCGAUAUAUCAUACAAAACCAUUUACUGUAAUUAAAAAAAAAUAAAGCCGUUUCUAUUGGCUGGUAAGGUAUAGUUAUUUUGCUGAACAGAAAGAACUGUAUAAAACGGCACCAUUUCAAGUAGGUUUGUGAUUUGAUGUAAUACCGUUUUAUACACAGUCCCUUGCCAACCGGCCACCUAGCUUCGAAUAAUCGUAUUAUAAAAAAUUAAGUUAAUAUAAAAUUAAGGUAAAUUUAUUAAUUGAGUAAAUGAUCUAAGUAUCACAAAACGUCUAAAUCCCUAUUAACAUAAUAAAAAUGUAUCACUUUUUCAUCCAAAAACAUGAUCCUUGAAUGUAUAUUUAUUGUUAAAACUUUUUAAAUUUGUUAUCAAGAUUUGUCUAAUAUAGUCAAACCUACUCAAUUUACACUUAAUUACCUAGGAGUUUUUACGAUAAGUACCUAGUUUUCGAAUUUUGAAAUCUAUAUUUGAUCUGUUUCAAUGGGUGUGGUGAUAACUCGCUUCUUUACGAGCCCCUAUGGAAGAUUUUUUUUUUUUACACCAACACGGUAGCAAACAAGCGUGCGGAGUUCGCCUACUAAUUAGAAAAACGUUUUGAAAUUUAUUUUGAUUCAUAAUUCCUCUAUUUUAAUCGUCAUAAUAAAAUUAUGUUUUAGUUAUAAACAACACAAUCGGAUUAGUUAGACGUUUUCUGGUAAUCUGAAUGAACCAACAUAUAACCUCAUUAUGAGUAUUAUGACAAUUACGUGUCAUAUCAUAUCCCGUCACAUUUAUGUCCCGAUGUGAAUGAUAAAUUACCAUCCGAAAUAACUAUUUCCAUUGCCAAGAGGUAUUUAACCACUAACGAAUUCGAAUUAGGCAUAAUUUUAAGGCAGCACUUUUUGGACUAUUUUUGAUAAGUAUAUGUAUAUUUUCUUAAAUUAAUUUUAAAUUUCAUUGCUACAGCAAUGCUAUUGAUAUUUUAAUGAGUUUUUACUAAUUCGGCCCAUCUACGAAGAACUUUUUAUGGUGUCAUUAGGGCCGUAUGAAUUAAUAAACAAUAUGUUAGUAUUAUUUUAAUAUGCUAAUUUUAAAUUUUAAAGUACAUGCAAGAAAUGUCAAGGAACAUAAACCAUGAGUUACAAAAAAAGAAUAUAUUUAUAACGUUUUCGCUUAUUUGCAAGUACAAGAUAUCUUUAUGUAGAUAAUGAAUGACACAGAUAUACUUACCAUAGCUUGACCAAUGUAUUGUUAAGUAAGUUGCAAUUGUAACCGUUGAUUACUAAUAGAUACGUUUUAAAUAUGAUAGAUAAGACCACUGUGCUUAAGUAGAGUGAACCCUUUAAUCUCGUGCGUCGUUAACUUGUGACAGCUCGUUUGAUAUAAAUUUUGAAUCUCCAAAUAGACUUCAGCGGGAUCAAAAGUCAAUAACUCCUUGUUUUCAUUGUUUAUACACGUAAAAAAAUAUUACAAGAGAUUAUUAUGUAAUUCAGUAUUCAGUAGCAAAUUCAUACAAAUAUUAUUUUAACUGAGGGUCUAACGCGAAUAUCUUGUGCAAUGUAUUCGAACGAUAGAGAGACAGAUAACGAUAUUGCGUACGUCAAUGUUCGCGGUAGGCCCUCUGAUUAACCUAAAGGCCCCUUGCUUGGCUGCCAUAAAGUUGUCAGAAGUUGCAACUUACUAAAAUGUAAAGCUUAGUUUAUGUAGUAUUGAUAAAUCUGACAUUGUAUUAACUACAUUAUUUUAGAUAAAUAGUUAUAUUAUAUCAGAAUUUAAAAGUGCACAAGCUAUCAUAUAUUAAUAAUUAUGCUCAUCCAUACGCCUCAUUGGGGUGCCUGGGCAGGAUAGAAACUUGAAACAAACUGAUAUAAUAUAGCAACACUUCUAAAAAUAUUUUCUCUUCUUUUAUUGUAUAGGUAUAGAAAAACUUGUCUAAUAAUAAAACUCGAAUUUGCUGUAGUCAGUGCUUUCGCGUGUUAUCAAAUUGAUAUUUGUAAAUUCAGCUGCCUUGUAUCAGUAUGAUUUUGUUGAUAAUGUUAUGGAGUGUUUUAAAAAAUCAAAUAGUAAUAAAUAAAAUAAAAAUGAGAAUUCAAAAACCACAAAA
Molecule: messenger RNA, 9428 nt
Organism: Cydia splendana
Lineage: Eukaryota; Metazoa; Arthropoda; Insecta; Lepidoptera; Tortricidae
Exons: 16
Coding region: 321-5306 (1661 amino acids)
Biological process (GO): response to starvation; autophagy
Cellular component (GO): cytoplasm
Molecular function (GO): protein binding
Source: RefSeq, a predicted model, not a curated record